UUGACUAACGCAAAGUUCUUUACCAAGGAAGUUGUAAAAAUUGAAAAUUAAAAGAGAAUGACUCAGCAAGCUGACGACAUACCCAAAUGGAUCAAAGUUGAACUCUUUGAAGAAGUUUUCCGUCAAACUCAAUCGAAAUAUCAAAGCACAAGGAAUUUUAGAAUUUCCCAUGCUUUGGCUCCGGGUGAAAAUUACACGACUAUCAUACUCAAGGUCGAAGCGGAAGUUCUGCUUAAAGAUGGUUCGACAGACGAUCUUAGCUAUAUGCUAAAAAUAGGGCACAGUAGCGAAAACCUCCCGAAAGACAUGAAAAAAUUCGAUGUUUUCGAUGUUGAGAACGGUGUGUACAAAGAAAUUGCACCAGAAUUCGAACGAAUGUAUGCCAAGGUUGGUAGGAAAAUAUGCUUUACAGCCAAGUCUUAUACGUUGGCAACUCAGGAAGACCAUGUUCUUCUGGAAGAUUUAGGGCGAUAUGGUUUCAAAAAUGUCAAAAGGCAAGAUUGUUUGGACUUAGAGCAUUUGAAAAGUGCUUUAGAGAAGCUUGCCCAAUGGCACGCUGCUUCUGCGGUGAUGGUUGAACAAAAGGGUAUAUUUGAUAUGAAAUAUCAGAGAGGUAUGUUGAACGAGGAUGGUAAAGUUUUGCUACAGAAUAUGUUUGAUGAUACCGGACGAUAUCUUUUGAAAAACGUAACAAAAUUAGAAGGUCAUGAAGAAUAUUACGAAGAAGUGCGAACAUUCUUUUCGAAAUUUACCGACAUUUUCUUUGAAAAUACUCGGGUCGAUCCUAAGGAAUUCAAUGUUUUAAAUCAUGGCGAUUAUUGGUCGAACAAUAUCAUGUUUCAAUACGGACCGGAUGGCAGUAUUAAAGCCACUUUGCCUGUUGAUUUUCAAGGUCCACGCUACGGUAGUCCCGCUCAGGACUUGCUGUAUUUGAUAUUUUCAUCAGCCAGAUUGAAUAUAAAAAUUUCGAAGUUCGAUUAUCUUAUGAAAUUUUAUCAUCAGAGGCUAAUUGAAAAUCUAAUCAUAUUAAACUAUUGCCAACCUUUACCUACUUUGAGGGAGUUGCAUCAAAUGCUGAUCAAAUAUGGUUUAUGGGACGGUUCUAUAAAACCUUGGAAUUUUAUGAUGAAGACGGCUCACGAUAGUGAAAUGUUGCAAGAGAUGAUGCAACGUUUUGACCUAUUCGACGUCGAAACUGAUAUGUAUCGUCUUAUAAUACCGGAAUUGGAGCAAAUGUAUACCCAGGUGGGUGUUAAUGUCAAAUUUAGUUCCAAAUUUUAUAGAUUACCUGAUAUCGAUGAACCGUACAUUUUGUUGGAAGACUUAAAAUGUCGAGGUUUCAAAAAUGCAAAUCGUCUGGAAGGUUUAGAUAUCAAUCAUACUAAGCAUGUUCUGCAUAAAUUAGCUCAGUGGCAUGCCGCCUCCGCUACCCGAGUCGCGGUUAAGGGCCCAUACAAUGAAAGAUAUAUGAAGGGCUAUUUUAAACCUGAAGGAUACGAUGCUAUGAAAUCUAUGUUUGCCAACCUAACAAAAUAUUUCAUGUCGAGUGUGCCUUCGUAUAAUGAUCACGAAGAGUACUAUGAGGAUCUGUGUAAAAUUGAAAAAGUGCUAGUGGACGAACUAUUUAAAGCGAGUGAAGUUAAUGAGAACGAUUUCAAUGCCUUAAAUCACGGCGACGCUUGGUGCAACAACAUUAUGUUUCAAUCCGAUGACAAUGAUAAUGUACUUGAAACUUACUUGGUAGACUAUCAAUUACCAAAAUACGGUAACAUAGCUCAGGAUCUGUAUUACUUGCUUUUAUCCUCAACGAAAUACGAAAUCAAAUUGAAAGAAUUCGAUUAUCUGAUAUCCUAUUAUCAUCAAAAUUUGGUAAAGCAUUUGCAAUUGUUGAAUUAUCCGCAUAAACUGCCUACGCUGAAAGGCAUCCAUAUGCAACUCUUAAAAUGCAGUAUAUGGGGCGUUACCACCACUUGUGGGAUAAUGGCUGCGGUGCUAUUAGAUCCUAUUGAAAAUGCAAAUUUAGAUAAUUUCCUAAGCGAGAAUGAUGUUGCAGCCGCCUUUAAGAUGCAAAUGUUUAGCAAUCCACGUUACCGUAAACACGCCGAGACCCUAUUACCUUGGCUGUAUUAUCGUGGAGCUUUAGAAGUAUCAGCAGAUCAGUAAUCUUAAAUUUUAAAACAGGCUUUCUAUUAUAACCCUCUUCAAAAGUAUUUAAUUUGUGUUUACCGUAAUAUGAACAAAA
Messenger RNA from Glossina fuscipes, 2242 nucleotides. RefSeq lists its product as uncharacterized. Lineage: Eukaryota; Metazoa; Arthropoda; Insecta; Diptera; Glossinidae. The record is from RefSeq and is a predicted model, not a curated record. Bases 58 to 2163 code for a protein of 701 amino acids. The transcript has 5 exons.